Ictalurus punctatus (channel catfish) is the source of this 4947-nucleotide messenger RNA. It is a transcript of the gene znf362b, whose product is annotated as zinc finger protein 362b. Lineage: Eukaryota; Metazoa; Chordata; Actinopteri; Siluriformes; Ictaluridae. Gene Ontology annotation, molecular function: DNA-binding transcription repressor activity, RNA polymerase II-specific. Bases 135 to 1487 code for a protein of 450 amino acids. Gene Ontology annotation, biological process: negative regulation of transcription by RNA polymerase II. The record is from RefSeq and is a predicted model, not a curated record. The transcript has 9 exons.
UGUGGGAAGCACCAGAAGUGAACACUGGGCGACCCGGAAGCGCUGCAGCGUGGAGGCACACAGAAAGAACACCGAGGUCUUUUAGGUUUUAUUAAGCUUCUCCUGCGAGGGAAACUGCAGUCCGAACACAAGGCAUGGCUGAGCCUCGAUUCAAUAAUCCGUAUUUCUGGCCACCACCUCCAUCCAUGCCUGCUCAGCUGGAUAACCUGGUACUAAUCGACAAGAUCAAAGAGCAGCUGAUGGCAGAAAAGAUCAGACCUGCGCAUUUGCCACCCACCACUGUUCCCUCUCAGCAGACGCUGCUGGUGGCCUCACAACCCUCCGACGCUGCGCAGCACAUGAUGCCAAUCCCCAAACUGCAGCAAGUUCCGAGCCUGCAAGCCCACAACUCAACCCAACCCGAUGUCGCCCUGCAUGCCCGCCCAGCCUCCAGUAGUGUUCCAGCAGUGAUAAUGGGUGGUGAUUUUCUUUCUGGUGAUCAAGAGGUGACCAUGGACGACAAGUCAGCUGUGAAGGCUAAAGGAUUAUGGGAAGACUGGCACAUGCGCCAAGCUGUGGAUCAGGCUGUUAGAGCAAACCAUCGUUCAGGUCUAGUACCUACUUCUCGUGCAGACAGUCACAGCACAUCACAGGCCAUGACAUCCACCACCACAUCCAGCAGUCAGAGCCGACUAGGAGCAGCAUCCUCUCUGAAUGUCAUCUCAGGCCUGGCCAGUGCCCCUGGCAUAGAUCAGGUGAAGAACGCAGGCUUGGCAGGUAUGCUGGGGCCUCAGCCCAAACCCUUACGUGGACGCAAGAAGAUCAAAGCAGAGAAUACCACAGGCCCCCUGCUGGUAGUGCCCUACCCAAUUCUGGCAUCUGGCCCCGACCAGUCAGUCACCAUCGCAAAAGAGGGGAAAACUUACAGGUGUAAAGUAUGUCCACUCACCUUCUUCAACAAGUCAGAGAUGCAGAUCCAUUCGAAGUCCCACACGGAGGCCAAACCGCAUAAGUGUCCUCACUGUUCCAAGUCUUUUGCCAAUGCUUCAUAUCUAGCUCAACACCUGCGGAUUCACUUAGGAAUCAAACCUUACCACUGUUCCUACUGUGAGAACUCUUUCCGCCAGCUCUCUCACCUGCAACAGCAUACCAGGAUUCAUACUGGGGACAGACCUUAUAAGUGUGGCCAUCCCGGAUGUGAAAAAGCAUUCACACAGCUGUCGAAUUUACAGUCCCAUCAGAGGCAACAUAACAAAGACAAGCCGUACAAGUGCCCGAACUGCUACCGUGCCUACACAGACUCGGCCUCCCUACAGAUCCACCUGUCAGCCCAUGCCGUGAAAAACGCUAAAGCCUACUGCUGCAGUAUGUGUGGCCGCGCAUACACAUCAGAGACCUACCUUAUGAAGCACAUGUCCAAACACACAGUGGUGGAGCAUCUGGUUAGCCACCACUCUCCACAGAGAACAGAAUCUCCCAGUAUCCCCAUACGUGUCUCUCUCAUCUGAGCUUUGCUUUGCUCUUCCCUUUACCUCCUCAUCUUAUUGUGUGUGCCAGACUGCUCUUCUGUUUAGAAAAAAAAGAAGACAAAGGAAUAGACAGUACUGCGGUCCUGAAAAGGACACUUGUGUCUGCCAUACUCUUUGCUUUAUUUAGCAGUUUAGUGAAAAUUAGUGUAGCGGCUCGACUGGCUGCCAUCUCAACACCAGGUGUCUGCUGCUGAUUCGCCUCGGACACUAGUCUAACUGACAUGCAUUCCAGAAACAGAUCGACAGAGCGUUUUCCAUUAGUUUGUUCUCAUAUUAUGUUACUGAGGGUGUAUUAGGAGGCAUCCAAAGAUAAGCUUUAAGCACUUUCCAGUCUUUGGGGUUCAGCUUAAAUGUUUGAAUUUUCAGACAGAACGUAAGGCCUUGUUUUGGGGCUGACAGUCUUUUAGUGUUGGUCAGUUUCUGUCUCUUUUUACAUACAGUAUGGCACCAUCAGGUUUUACAGGGUUAUGUGUUUAGUGUUAGUGUGGAUAUGACAGUGCCUCCACUUUAUGUUUCUUUUAACCAUCGAUAGACAGAUAUCAGAUAUUGGGAUAAAAAUGACAAGUAACAUAUUAAUCAUUUUUUUUCUCGAUAAAAUGUUGUGGUGUGUGUGAACUUGGCAAGGGAUGAUUUGACCUAGAAAUGGGAUUCAUGUGUGGGAACAAUGUCAGUGUGUUCAGAGAACACCAGCGAUACACUUGGUGAUCAGUUUUUAGCUUUCUUUAUUACGUACAAACCUUACGUAACCAUUUUACCCACUUUUCAUAAACUAAAUUGUAGUAGGUGUACACCAAGGUUAUGUGGUAAGAGUUCCUUUUAUUUUUAUACUAUCUCUUAAAGGCAUUUUUCUAUGGAGGUUCUAUAGAAAAUGUACAAAGAGCAUCAGUAUGACCAGAUGCUCUCUAAAAUAAUCUCUUAUAUGAAAUACAUCACAGAUGUACCAUGUAUACUUUUUUUUUUGUGUGCAAUGUCAUGGAAAUUGGUUUGAUUUCCUGAUCUGUCCUUUAGGCCAAUCCUAAUGUUGUGAGGAAAAGCUAUCAUUUUUAGCACUUCAUCAUAUGACAUUACACUGUCCAUUAAAUGGGCUGAUGUAUUGACACGGUGUGGUUAAAAGUCAGGGGUGUAUACUCAUGAACUCUUCUUCAUCCCUGUAAAAACAAGUAAUGUAGAAGCACCUUGACAAAUGAGUGAGAAGCUGCAACUAGUCAUGGGUCUUUUAAAUGAUUGUCAUUAUUGGGGAUUUGAGGACAAAAAAGCAGCAGCCCUGCGCUGGACUUUGUAGUACUGAUCCCUAAACUUUAUAGAAAAUGCCAGUGAUGCAAAAAUCCACCUGUAAAAGCUUUAUAAGUUUUGUCUAGUUUCAAAAGAUCAGCUAUUGUGGCUCAUAGUGAAGGUGUAUUGUAAUGUGCUCAAAAAUAUAUUCAGUAAUUUAGCUGUCAAUGUACUUUGAAUCAGAACGAGUACAAAAAAUGCUUCUUUAAAAAGCAGCUACAGUAUUAAAAGGGAGUCGCUCAAACAAUAUGAAGUACGCAUAAGAAUGUAAUUGUAAAUUUAAAAAGUCGUUGCGAUAUUUGGCAUUCAGUUAGAUUGUUUCGGUUGAGAUAUGUAAGAGCGUAUAUUUGCCCUGUACCAGCUGCCCAGCGUGCUAGUAAAAUCUCUGGGCAAACGUUACUGCCUACAAUAUAGACUAUUACAUGUGUAUGAUUACAAUUUAAAUUUGCUGCAACAGAGAUUUACAUACAACAUAUUAACCACAAUCCUAGUAUGACCAGUGUAUUUCGCAAAUUUUCUGAUGAAUAUUAGCACAGUUUCCCUGAAUAUUAAAUAAAUGAAAUAGACAUUUGCUUUACAGCUAGCUUUAUAGGGGAAAGGUAUGUUAAAGCUCAUCCUGGCUUUAAUCAAGUAUAAAUAAUGUCUGAUUAGUGUAAAGUGCAAAUGUUUAGUAUUCAGUAUUAAUUUUUCCAAGAAAUUCCCCUGAACAUGGACCCAUAGAGAUUGUUUGCAAAUGAAGGUGAUUUUAAAUAAUAAUAAUAAUAAUAAUAAUAAUUGUGAAGUACAUGAAUUUAUAGAAGUCGAUUCAUAAAAUAAAAUGACCAAAACAUUUUUAGUGUCACACUGUCGGUUCAGUAAAGCAGUUGUAGAAUCCUGACGUUUCAUAGUCUUCUCAAAGUGAUUUGCGUUGUCAAACACUGCAGCAACUUCACUUACAGGCUUUUUUUUUUAAUCAUCAGUCAUACCAUACCAGUCAUUUGUUAAGCUCAUACUGUUUAAUUUGAGAACAUAAGUAACUGCCAGAAAGUUUUUAUCAGUGUAAUUAAUGUGUAAUGUUCUCCUUAAGUUCUUUAUUAUUUCAUAUGUGUAUAGGUUUCAUUAGUUGUUGCUUCCAAUGUUCCAAUAGGCCAAAAUUACAGUGGUCUUAAUAAGGAUUUGUUCAGUUUACUGAUUCAACAGAUUGUCAAUUAAAAAAAACAAAAAAAACUUAAGUAGCCCAAAGUUGCUUUCUAAUUUCUUUGAGGUUUAAAAACUCAGCAGAGGAGUAAUGUUUUUGACUGUGACUUGUCUGUUACAGUGACAUGAUCUCUGUCAUUCUAAUAAAGAGAGCAAACAGUAUAUAACUAUUCCUAAUCACGAAGAGGCUCAUGUGUUGGUUUGAUUCCGUGUCUGUGGCCUAAAAGAAUGUUCUCAUUGUGUGUAAAACCUCAAUAGAAAGCUGUACAAUGGAACUCAAGCAUGUUUACAUAUCAAAGCCCCAGUCAGUAUGUUCUGGCUUUUUUGGUUUUCACAUUUCUCAUAGCAGACUGGCAGACACUGAUUGUGAUGAUGAUUUUUUUUUGUUUGUUUGUUUUUUUUGCACAUUAGUCCGGUUUUAUUUAGCUCUGAAUCCAUACAUCCUAACCGGGGCUUUAACAGACUCCAGAUUAUUUUAGCCAGUUGUCCAUUUGCCGAAAUCUCUUUAUAUGAAUGAGAUGUGUACAUUUAUUAUAAAGUAUACCAUGUAUUCAUCAUUAAUAGUGCAAAUUACAAGCUUUAGCUAGUGUACUUUUUGUUUUUUCAUCUGUAUUUCCAGUUAUUGAUGAUUAUCUCUGUAAGUACUGAUUGUUUUUUAAUAUCCAUUCUUUUUAUCAUUUAUUUGUACCUUGAAUAUUCACCUUGAUGGUUGUAUUUCUUCCCCGCACCCCCCAUGUUGACGUUUUCAGUAUUCAGUGUUAAGCCUUUUUUAUGUUUCCGCAUGGACUUCUCUGACAGUAAUUGUUAUUAACUGUUAACAAAUAUAUGACAUUGUUAUAUAUGUCUGGAAGUUAUUACAUUUCAUUUGUCUUGCAUUGUGGUCUCCAAGAUUUAAUUCAGUAUGCACAGACAAUACAGCGAGAUUUAAUUUAGAAAAUAUCAAUGUCAAGAACACUUUGUAUCUAUCUUGUUUAAUAAACUCAGACUGUUA